Molecule: messenger RNA, 4071 nt
Organism: Trichoderma harzianum CBS 226.95
Lineage: Eukaryota; Fungi; Ascomycota; Sordariomycetes; Hypocreales; Hypocreaceae
Exons: 4
Coding region: 1-4071 (1356 amino acids)
Biological process (GO): protein ubiquitination; SCF complex assembly
Cellular component (GO): nucleus
Source: RefSeq, a predicted model, not a curated record
AUGGCCAACAACGCCGCCAACGCCGCCACGCCACAGGCCGUCAUAGGCCAUGUGCAAAAGCUAGGCGAUGCUGACCCCGACUUUCGCUUCAUGUCCCUCAACGACUUGCUGCAGCUGCUUACGACUGCCCGAGAUGACUUCCUCCAGCACGACUAUAACAUCGCCGCAAGAACCGUCGAUGGCAUCAUCAAGACAUUGGACGAUCAGAACGGAGAGGUGCAGAACCUAGCCAUCAAGUGCCUUGGGCCGCUUGUUGGCAAAGUCCCGACCCCCAUCAUUGCCCCGAUGAUCGACAAGCUGUCGUCACUGAAGCUCAAGAACUCCGUCGACACCGCUGUGCCUGCUCUGGCGCUUCGAGCCGUCAUCACCGCACUUCCUCGACCGAUCCCAGGCAUUCCGAGUACCCCUGGUGUUCAGGAGGCAUACAACGCCGUCAGCCGUGUGCUGAUUCCACGGCUUAUUGGUCCUGGACCCCUAACACGAGUUCCAUCGGCAGCCCGAAUCAAUCUCCCUACGGUACCAACAGGGCUGCUGCAGGAUGAUAAUGGCGUGAACGCUGAGGCAGUCGAUGUCCUAGUAGAAGUUGUCCGAUGUUUCGGCCCUUUACUGCAGCAGGUUGAAGUUGAGGCAAUGCAAGAGGUUGUCUUGCAGUUAUUGCAAGGCGAUAAGGCUACAUCUGUGGUAAAGAAGAGGGCCGUUGUCGCUAUAUCUAUGCUCGCUGUCUAUUUAUCCGAUGCACACCUGGAAGAUGUCAUUAAUCGCAUCACUGCUGGCCUGUCCGAGUCCAGCAUCCCCCCCGUCACACGUCGCCUCUACAUUUCUAUAAUGGGCAGCAUGGCCCGCUCAAUCCCUCCUAGAUUCGGCGUACAUCUUCAAAAGACAAUGUCUUUCAUUCUAGAUGCCCUGUCCGAGUCAGAACUCGAAGAGCACCUAGAAAAGAUUAGCGAUGGCGAUGACUUGGGCCCAGAGUUCAACGAGAUCCGCGAGACUGCCCUCGUCGCACUUGAGGCAUUCCUGGCUUCGUGCCCACAGGAGAUGCGGCCCUUUACGGAUGCUUCCCUCGCUGCUUGCUUGCGAUAUCUGAAAUAUGACCCCAAUUAUGCCGUCGAUGACGACGAGGAGAUGGAUGUCGAUGAGGAAGAAGAGGAAGACCAGGACGAUGAAUUCGAAGACGACGACGGAUUCGAGGAUGACGACGACGAUGCCAGCUGGAAGGUUCGCCGCUGCGCUGCAAAGGCGAUAUACACCCUCAUCUCCACCCGCGGCAGUGGUGAUCUUCUGGAUAACGGCGUAUUAUACAACCAGGCGGCCCCUAACCUUGUGAAGCGUAUCGAGGAAAGAGAAGAAAACGUUCGUCUCGAAAUCAUCUCUGCCCUGUCUUUGCUCAUUCGCAAGACUGGCGAAGGCCUUCACACGGUGGAUCUAACCCGUGAUGAGUAUGAGCCUGAAAUUGUCUCCCAGAUGCCUCUCAGUCGAAAGAGGAGAAGACAGAGUAGCGCCGGGGGAUCAAGCGCUGCCAAAUUCAUGGCUGGCACCGGCAUCACAUCACUUGCUGCUGAGAAAAUCCCCUCCCAGGGUCCACGAGCGGACCUCUCCAAGAUUACGCCCACGAUUGUUAAAGCUGCGACGAAGCAAUUGAGAGGAAAGACGGUCCCAACGAAGCAAGCCAUCAUUAGCAUGCUGGACGACUUAGUGUCUGUUCAGCACGGUGGCCUCGUUGAGUUCUUCCCGGAAAUUAUCGGUCCCAUCAUCGAAGCAGUCAAGACGACUGGCACGAGUUCAAUCUCGUCUUCUCUUGCGGCAGCGGGAGGUUCUGCUUCGGCUACCCCAAGCACCUUGCGCGUCGCUUCAUUGAAGCUUAUCAGCGAUAUUGCCAAGACACAUUCAUCCUCUGUAUUGCAGCCAUAUCUUAGCAAGGUUGUUGCUGGAGUGGCGUCUGCCGUUCAUGACCGCUUCUACAAAAUCUCAAGCGAGGCCAUUCGCACCUCGGAAGAGCUGGUUAAGGCAAUUACUCCCCCUCGAUCACGAAACGGUGGUUCGAAGUUCAAGGAUGACCUGGAUAAGCUCUACGAAGUCAUCGUCGACCGUGGCUCUGCCAAUGAUGCUGACGCAGAGGUUCGACAGCGUGCUAUCCAUGCUCUAGGAAUUCUUAUUUCCAGGACAUCUGGCUCAGAGGCAUCCGGCCUUCUAUCGGCCGAAAAGCGCACAUUCGCCUUGAAUAUUAUUCAAGAGCGGCUGAGAAAUGAGACAACUCGUCUGGCUGCGGUACGCGCUGUUGACAACGUUGCUGCAUUUGCGGUAUCGCCUGACCAACUGGAGCAAGCGUGGGUCCAAGAUGUCGCUCUUGAGCUCUCAGCUCAGCUGCGAAAGGCAAACCGGUCUCUGCGAGGCUCCAGCAUUCAGGCCCUCAAGCAUCUUGUUCUCUCAAAAGCUACUCAGGGCAAGCUAGAACCAGCUACUAUCCAGGGAAUAGUGUCGGCGUUGCUACCCACCAUCAAGAACAGCGAUACACAUCUCCUCGGCCCAACUUUAAUCAUUCUCGGCAACAUGGUACAAGGACAUGCGAACUUGAUUAUCAACGACGAGAUGAUUGGUGCACUCUGCCAGCUGCUGAAAUCCCACUUUGCCAACAUUGUCCUCGACCAGCUUCUCGACUUGAUUAGUCGAGUCGGCGAGAGUGGCGCUGGUGAACCCCUUAUGCAAGGCCUUCUGAAGGACGUGAGCGUUCAGGGAGACCCGAUUGUUGUGGGCAAGGUGAUUGGCACUCUGCUUGUGACGGGCGGUACCUCGGCGGGCGUUUCUCUUGAUAGCUUCGUCACGGAGCUUCACGGCAGCACGCAGCGCGGAGACGACGCUGGUGUAAGCCUCGCCCUCGCUGUUUUGGGAGAGUCGGGCAUGAGGCUUGGGGCUAAGUCACCUCUUCAGCCUCAGUUGUUCUUGGAGCAAUUCCAUGCAGAGCCAGACAAGGUGUCGCUGGCCGCUGCCAUUGCACUCGGUCGAGCUGGAUCUGGAAACGUGCCGGAAUAUCUCCCAGUCAUUCUCAAGACAAUGGAGGGUGGGGGCAACACGCAAUACUUGCUUAUCCAGUCCAUCAAAGAGAUUCUACAGUCAAUUUCGUCACAGUCCACCGAUCUCCAGACUUAUGCCAAAGCCAUCUGGGAUCAGCUUAUUGGAGCAUCGCUGAAUGCUGACAACAAGAUUAUCUGCGCCGAGUGUGUCGGCCGCCUGGCCACACUGGAUCCUGCAACGUUUAUGCCCAAACUCCAGACGCUCUUGAAGGAUGAAUCAUCAGGCAUUCGAGGCAUGGCAGUUCAGGCUAUCAGGUACACGCUCCCAGAGAGCGAUGAGACGUUUGACGCAAUGCUCAGAAAUGUCCUCAUUGAAAUGCUCUUGACAAUGCUGCAAGACUCGGACAUGGAAAUUCGACGCCUGGCGAUGACGACGCUGAACUCGGCGGCUCACAACAAGCCAGAUCUUAUUCUGCCUCACCUGGGCGAACUACUGCCUUUCGUGCUCAGUGAGUCAGUAAUCAAGAAGGAGCUUAUCCGGGAGGUCAUGCUAGGCCCCUUCAAGCACAAGGUCGACGACGGUCUGGAAGUCCGCAAGAGCGCAUACGAGACCCUCUAUGCACUGAUGGAGACGGCUUUCACCCGGAUCAACAACAUUGACUUUUACGACCGAGUUAUCGCUGGUCUCAAGGAUGACAACGAUAUCCGCCAGCUUUGCAAUCUGAUGGUUACCAAACUCAUUGUCAUCGACCCCGAUGAGACGGCACGCCGCCUGGACUCGAUUGCCGAAGCCUACCGUGGCGUCCUCUCCAUCAAGCUCAAGGACAAUGCCGUCAAGCAAGAUGUAGAGAAGCAGGAGGAAACCAACAAGAGCAUAUUGAGAGUGACGCUUCUCCUGGGAGACAAGAUGAAGGCGAUGACUGGAAAUGCCGGUGCGGCUACUAGCAACGCGGCAGCAGCGGGCGCGUGGACAGGUUACUGGGAGUGGGCGAACAAGGAGUUUGAUCGGCAACUUAAAGGUCUGCGAGAAGAGAGCAGCCAGCUCCACACGAGGACGCUCUGA